Messenger RNA from Schistocerca gregaria, 17302 nucleotides. It is a transcript of the gene mbc, whose product is annotated as dedicator of cytokinesis protein 1. Gene Ontology annotation, molecular function: small GTPase binding; guanyl-nucleotide exchange factor activity. Gene Ontology annotation, biological process: cell migration; small GTPase-mediated signal transduction. The record is from RefSeq and is a predicted model, not a curated record. NCBI's taxonomy places the organism in Eukaryota, Metazoa, Arthropoda, Insecta, Orthoptera, Acrididae. The transcript has 30 exons. Bases 198 to 5315 code for a protein of 1705 amino acids. Gene Ontology annotation, cellular component: cytoplasm; plasma membrane.
AAUAAUUGUACUAUUUGAAUCUGAUUGUCUAUUCUCGACACGCAAUUUAAAGAACCAUUUUGACAGAGUUCAGUCAUUUCGCUUUACCUUAACAGUAGAGCGGAAAUGAUAUGGUCGUCGGAUGGGCGAACCAAUAACAUAUAUAUUUUUUAUCUAGCUGUAUAUAAAUUUCGGCAUAUGACUUGACAGUUGAAGAAAUGGGAGGGUGGAAUCCUGUAAGAGAAAGCGAGAAAUAUGGAGUGGCCAUUCACAACUUCUUUGAAGACAAACCGUAUCGCAUUAAGCUUUCUGUUGGAGAGACCGUUAAUAUUUUGGAAGAAAAUGGAGAGUGGUAUUUUGGAUACACAACCAAGAACCGUGCACUGCGCGGAAUAUUUCCUAAAAACUAUAUCCAUAUUAAAGACACGGCCAGCACAAAAUUGGGGAAUACUGAUGGUGAAGUAUUUAACCAACCCCAGGUAGUCAAUGAAAUAACCUCUGUUCUUCGUGAAUGGGGGCAAAUAUGGAAGAACUUAUACAGGAUGCACAGCAAAAACUUCAAAGCUGUGGAACAUCAGAUACUUGAGCUUUUGCAGUACCGGAGCAAGAUUUUGUCAGGAACUCUGCCCGUUGAUGAACUUAAAGAACUUAAACAGCAAGUUACUUCCAAAAUAGAUAUGGGGAACAAAAUGCUGGAUUUAGAUAUGGUUGUACGGGAUAAGAAUGGUAACAUUUUGAGUCCAGACAUAACAUCUACCAUUCAGUUAUACAGGCAACAUGAGAUGGCUACAGAACGUAUUAAGAAAGCAUCUAUGGAAAGCGAAAAACCUCAAAAGGUUGUUACUCAUUAUUCACACAUUGUGUUUGUAUCAGUUCGAAAUUUUGUUUGCAAAAUGACAGAAGAUGCUGAGUUACUGAUGAAUCUGUAUGAUGCAAAUACAAACAAAGCAAUCACGGAGAACUAUGUAGUGCGGUGGAGCAAAGAAGGACUUGCCAAAGAUAUAGAUCAGCUUUAUAAUCUACGUGUACUAUUUACAGAUCUGGGUAGUAGAGAUCUGACAAGAUCAAAAGUGUAUCUAGUCUGCUAUAUCAUUCGAAUUGGUGCGAUGGAAGUGAGGGAUAUCGAUCAUCGUCGAAGCUCUCAAGUACCAAAGAAACUACAUGCUGAAGGUAUGAGGAGGCCUUGGGGAGUUGCUGCAAUGGAUAUUACCCUGUUCCUUUGUGGAAAGAUGGAAAGUGAUGAAGAGAAACAUCACUUCAUUCCAUUUCUGCAAUGUGCAGAACGUGAUAACUUAGAUGGAACGCUCCGUCGAAUACUCCUGCUAAAAGAAGUCCCUCAAAGAGACCAUAAAGGGCACGGACUUUGGAUUAGUCUGAAGUUACUUCAUGGAGACAUUAAGCAGGUGAGGGAAGAGAACCCUCAUCUUGUUCUUGGUAAUGUUGCAGUUGCCAGGAAAAUGGGUUUUCCUGAAGUAAUUCUUCCCGGUGAUGUUAGAAAUGAUCUGUACCUUAUGCUUGUUUCUGGUGAAUUUUCUAAAGGCAGCAAGUCUACUGACAAAAAUGUUGAAGUCACUGUAAAAGUCUGCAAUGAGAAAGGUCAGAGCAUUCCUGGUGUUAUAACAUUAGGUGGUGGUGUCGAACCAUUAAAUGAGUAUCGUUCUGUGAUCUACUAUCAUGAAGAUAGGCCAAGAUGGUGUGAGAUUUUUAAAGUAGCAAUUCCAAUAGAAGAAUUCAAAGCAAGCCAUUUGAAAUUUACUUUUAAACAUCGUUCAUCGACUGAAGCCAAAGACAAAUCUGAGAAACCAUUUGCUAUGUCAUAUGUUACAUUGAUGCAGGAAAAUGGCACAACAUUGGAAGAUUCACUCCACGAAUUACUUGUUUACAAGAUUGAUCAUAAAAAGUAUGAAGAAAGUGAGCUGGCAUAUUUGUCACUACCCAGCAGAAGGAUACAGCUCACUGAGGGACAGAAACCUGCCGCAGGAGGUCUCUCGCUCAGUUCGAAAGACAGUUUUACAAUUGAAACAAAUGUUUGCUCAACCAAGCUUACACAGAAUGUUGACCUGUUGGGCCUGUUGAACUGGGCAAGUCAUCCGGAGGGCCUCAAGGACAGUCUGGCAGCUUUAAUGAAAGUGGAUGGAGAAGAAGUAGUCAAGUUCCUGCAGGAUGUGCUGGAUGCCCUAUUCAACAUCUUGAUGGAGAAUUUUGAUUCAGAGCUUUAUGACAAUAUGGUUUUUGAAUGUCUGCUUUUCAUUAUUGGGUUGGUGUCAGACAGGAAGUACCAACAUUUCCAGCCAGUUUUGGACUUGUACAUCCAAGAGAGUUUCAGUGCAACUCUUGCCUAUAAUAAAUUGAUUGUUGUUCUGAAGUAUCAUAUUGAUAAUGCCAGUUCAACAGAUAGUCAAGACAAAGACAUGUUGUUGAGAACAAUGAAGUCUUUGCAGUACUGCAUGCGUUUUGUUGUACGAUCACGGCAGCUUUUUGCAGAGUUGAAUGAAGGAAAAGGCCAAGCAGAAUUUGAAACGUGUCUGCAACAGUUGUUGCAAAGCAUAACCAGCCUAAUGUGUUACAAUACGGACAGCACACUGCUGGUUCAAGGUGCCUGCUUAAAGUAUCUCCCGUCCACCAUACCAGAUAUUCUUGAAGUUUUCAGCGCAACACAACUCAGUGAACUUUUGAAAGAACUUAUCAACAAACUGCCACCAAACCGUCUGACAAAACAGAAAAUGAUGACAGUAAAUGACAUUGUGCACAGUAAAUUAUUCUUACUGUCAGAAUGCCGUGCAAUUCUCUUGCCAGUGAUCACAGCACAGAUUAAGGAGCUGUUAGAAGCAAGAGAUGAAGUUGAACUGUGCGUGAAAAUCCUCAGUGACAUCAUGGAUCUUCUAUUUCGACCGGAUAUUGGCACCACUAUACAUGAUAUAAAAGAAAUAAUGCUGACUGUUUUACGAACUGUUAUACAAACUGUGAUAGCCAUGGACCGAGACAGCCCAUUAGUGGGCAAUUUAGUUGCUGUGAUGAUUUCUAUAUUUCGUCAGAUGAAAGCUCACCACUUCGAAGUUUACAUUUCACAUUUCCAAACCAAGACAGACCUUAUGGAUUUCUUAAUGGAAAUCUUGCUUGUAUUUAAAGAUUUAGUGUCAAGACCUGUGUAUCCAAAAGACUGGAGUGAAAUGAUAAUGUUACAAAACAGUGUUAUUCUGAAGUCUCUUCGCUUCUUUUCUCACACAAUUCGAGAUUAUUUUUCUCAACCAUUUGAACAUCAGGCUUGGAAUAACUUUUUCCAUUGUGCUAUUACUUUCUUGACCCAGCCAGCCUUGCAACUAGACAGCUUCUCACAGAAUAAGCGAUCACGUAUUGUAGCACGGUAUAAAGAUAUGAGGCGAGAGACAGGAUUUGAAAUACGCAGCAUGUGGUUUAAUUUAGGACAGUACAAGAGACAAUUUGUUCCUGGACUUGUUGGACCAUUUCUGGAAAUGACACUUAUUCCUGAAACAGAGCUCCGCAAAGCAACCAUUCCCAUUUUCUUUGAUAUGAUGCAAUGUGAAUUCUACUCAUCUCGUCAUACUAGUGAUAGUUUUGGCGAUACUAAACGUGAUUCAAGCCACAUAAAGGCUAAUUUUUGUGAGUUCGAAGAUGAAAUGAUUGCCAAGUUGGACAUUCUUGUGGAGGGUGGCCUGGGUGAUGAGCACUACAAGGAACUGUUCUAUGAAAUUAUGAUGGAAUUAUGUAAAAAUCAUUCAACAAUGCAUGAUCAGGGUACAAAAUUUGUAGAUACCGUGGCUCGGCUGAUGGAGCGGUUGCUGGAAUACAGGUGUAUUAUAACAGAUGAAAACAAGGAAAACCGAAUGAGUUGUACUGUGAAUUUGCUGGAUUUCUACAGUGAGAUUAAUAGGAAAGAAAUGUAUAUUCGUUAUGUAAAUAAAUUGUGUGAACUGCAUUUAGAAUGUGAUAACUAUACUGAGGCUGCAUUUACACUGAAGCUUCACAGUAAGUUGUUGAAAUGGUCGGCUGAGCCACUGCCACCGUUGCUUCGCAGUCUGCGCCAUCCCACUUGUCAGACACACCGUGAACUUAAGGAAGCCCUUUACUAUGACAUCAUUCAUUAUUUUGACAAGGGCAAGAUGUGGGAAAGUGCAUUGAGUAUAUGUAAAGAGUUGAUUAGUUUGUACGAAGAAGAGACAUACGAUUACUUACAACUAAGUUGUAUACACCAGCGUAUGUCACAGUUUUACGACAGUAUUAUGAAGCAGAUUAGACCAGAACCUGAAUAUUUUAGAGUGGCAUACUAUGGCCGGGGAUUUCCUGCCUUCUUGCAAAAUAAAGUAUUUGUAUAUAGAGGAAAGGAAUAUGAAAGGUUAAGUGAUUUUUCUAGUCGUACAAUCAAUCAGUUACCUAAUGCGGAACUCAUGAAUCGCCUUUCUGCACCAAGUGAUGAUAUCACUGAAUCUCCACAUCAAUAUAUUCAGAUAAAUAAAGUGGAACCAGUGAUGGAUGACCGUCGGAAAAGGUUUUCAGGGAAGGCAAUCAGUGAUCAAAUAAUGCGGUAUUUCAGGGUAAAUGAUGUACAGAAAUUUAGGUUCAGCAGACCUUUCUACAGACGCGAUGGAGCUAGUGGCGACCUUGAUAAUGAAUUUGCCAACUUAUGGCUUGAAAGAACAGUUCUUGUCACAUCUUAUCCAUUUCCUGGUAUUCUGCAAUGGUUUCCUGUUAUUUCUGCAGAGGUGUAUUAUGUGAGCCCAUUACAAAAUGCUAUUGAAACAAUGGAGGCCACAAACAAGUCAUUGAAAGACCUGAUUGUUGCUCACAGAGCUGAUAGCACCUUGCAUUUAAAUCCAUUAACUAUGAAGAUUAUGGGCAUUGUAGAUGCAAAAGUAAUGGGUGGAAUCGUCAACUAUGAAAAGGCAUUUUUCACUGAUGAGUACCUCGAAAGUCAUCCAGAUGAUGGUCCUAGUGUAAAAAUGUUGAAAGAUUUGAUAGCAUAUCAGGUACCACUUUUAGAAAUUGCUAUUGCCCUCCAUCGGCAGAGAGCUCCUCCAUCACUAGCACCAAUACAGCAAAGGAUGGAAGAUUGCUUUUCUGAAAUUCAAAGUCAUGUUGAAGAAAAGUAUGGAAAGAAGGUGUGUGAUAUUAAAUUUGAUACACCACUGCAAAAUCAAGCUAGAAGGCAGCUCAGUGGCACUUCUCAGACCAUUGAUCUUCAUCGUUUGUCAGGAACAAGCAUGGCGUCAUCUGAAUCCCGUGUUUCCAGUUUAACCAGGUCACAAGUUGCCUCACUAAAAAGCUUCGCUACUUUCAACUUCUCAACUAUGAAUUCCACUAACACGUUGGGAAGGUAAGAAUGACAUCAUCAGCACCACUACGUCACCUUUCAUGGGCUGUGGCUACAGGCACACUAAUAAUCAAAACCUUACUUAUUCCUGCACAAAAGUAUUCCUCUGUUUAAUUGUAUACGAAUUGGCAACUUUCAUUUCACAUACUGUUCUGAAGAUACUAAACCACACACAUGCAAGGUAGUCAAUAAUAUCGUUUGUAAAGUAUCUUUUUGUCUAACAAAUCAUUCUGUAUCUAAGUGUUUUGUUGCAAAAGCACUGAAAUUAUGAGAGAGUACUGUUAAUUUACACAGUUUUAUGUAAAAUUGUUUAGUGUAUCUGUUUCACAUGUGUAUGAGGCCUUACUGUGGUGGCACUGUUUCUCUGAUACUAACUUGAGGUUUCUGUGGCUUUUAUUGUAAGAAAGAGACAGCUGGUGAAGUAGUUAUUUCUACAGAGAAUGUGUAAAUGUUUUUUUCCCCCUGUAAUAACAGUUUAACAUUUUAUUUAUUGUUAAUAUCUGGUAAAGGUUUAAACAAAAAUUAUGAAGUUUGUACACUAUUUAAUGUUUGGUUUUGUGUAAAAAAAAAUUGAAUGAAUUGGAGUAGUGUCCUCAUAAUUAAUUUUAGAAAUGCAGCAUGUUAUUGGUAGGUUGAAUAUAUAUCAUAUCAUUCAAAGUAGACUAUACUAUGCUUCUUUCUUUGCUAUAUUCAAAGAAAAUGGAGAAAAAAAGAUUGUGCCAUAACAGUAUGUAAUCUUACAUAAUUUACAUUUUAUUUUAAGAAGUAAUCAUCCUUGCAACAAGAACUGUAAUAAAGGUGAAUGUUCACAUUUCAGAAAUACAAACUAUAGAUUGAAUUUUCAAUUUCUGAAAGAAUUAUGUUGGUAUCAUUUGAUGUGGCAUUUUUAAAAGUAACACAAAUUGCCUAUAACUUGAUUUCAUUAAUAAUAAGUGGCUUUUUCUUUUUUUCUCCUCCUCUUCCUCUACUACUUUGAGAAAAAGAACAGUAUUCAAGCAGUCAAACUGAAAUUCCAUGAUACAUUUACAUUAAAAAUUUCUUAAAGCUAACUGCAUAUAUUAUUGGAUAGCUGCUAUUCGCUAGCAGAAAUAUAACCCUCAGUUAUUGAUAAAAUGAGGUUCAACAAACUGAAGUUUAAAAUAUGCAUUUUCCAUUAAUUUAUUUUGCUGUAGAAUUGUAAUAACACUGUAUGUUGUGUUCAUCAAUAACUGUCCCAUUAAACAAAAUUUUUUCAGGAAAGAUUUUGUAACUAACUAUCCAAACACUAUAUGUGUACAUUUUCUGUAGCCCUCAUAGUUACUGUGAUUGGGAGGCAGGAAGUCUUUUCUCCACAUUGGAAAUCAAUUGCUUCUGACAAGUGAUUGGGGCUAUAAUUUGGCUGCAAAAAGUUCUAAUAUGUUGAACUAAAUAAGUGAUGUAGAACUCUUUCACUUCUGUUUUGUAACCAAUCAUGAUAUCUAAGAAUAUGAUGAUUGAAAAAAUAUAUGAUUGCACAGAACAUCUCUGAAGUUUAGUAAUGUUGGAUGAUUGAGCACUGAGGCCAAAGGGCUACACAAAAUGUGUAUGCACUGCAUUUUUAUUAAAGUCUGUACCAGUUAUGUAGCAGGAAAAAGAGAGCAAAUUUUGUUGUUGUUGUUAUUGUUACUGUUAUUUUUGAGGAAUGAUGUUUUUUAACAUAUCUUUUGGUCAUCAGUAUGAUAAAAUUUAUACUGACUAUGUUUACUUUGUCAGAGUGUUAGUUUAUGUAUUUUAUUACUUUUCAUAGUUGUAAAUAGGUGGCUUUUUACUCAGUUUAAUAUUUGUCUAAAGUGGACGAAUAUAAUGGCAUUCAACAGAUUUCAUAACAGUGAUUACAAAAAGAAAAGAAAUAUGUACCAAACAAUCAUGAUAGUUACUGUUUUAGACCAAAUGAAUUUUAACUGUUCAUAUAGUUGAAGUCAUCAGUGAUGAAUAGAAUAUUAAAAAACACAUUUUGGUCAAAUCAGAGGAGGACAUUGCCAUUAGAAAGGAGCAAGCACACUAUCUUAAUAACAAAAAAAUUACUGCUUCGUAAAAAGAGUUGUUUAUUGGAAAAUGAAAGAAAGCAGUAUAUAUUCUUGGGAUUUUGCAGUCAUCACAUCUGGCCUCAUCUCGAUUGAUUUGUCAUCUUCAUGGAAUUGUAUGUAGCUUGUUCUGUGUUUUCUGCCAGUUUUUUGCACCACAGAUAGAAGAAUUUAAAUUAUUAACUCACAUAAUAUGUGUAUUUUAUAAAGAGUGUAAGAAGGAAAAAGAAAACGUGGGACAGAAUGGAGAUUUACAAAGUAUGAUAUAAACAAACAUAGAAAAAGACUGAUAUGAGGAAAAAGUAUUUUUUUCAGUGGUGUAUGUUAUGAGAUACUGAACAAAAAUACUUCGAGAGAAUCAUUUGGAAGUAACGUGGUAGAGGAAAUAGUAUUUGCAAAAUUCAAAAUAGGGAUAAACUACUCUCACCAGAGUAACUCCUUACGCAGUGGUAAGUAAAUCAUAAGUCCUUCAAUGAUAGAAAAAACAAUAAUCACUCUGACAUCUUCACUAUGGUGACAGUAACAUUAGUGGUUACCACACCCAAUGAAACCAAAACUAUGCUAAAAGUCAGCUGUCAUUAAAGUAAAGAACUAAAUUUUUACAUUAAUAUCAUGUGUUUUGCAAUAUGUAGGCAACACAAUCAGUUAUGGAAGCUUCAGAUAAGAACUACAAGAGUUAGUCAUUAAGAAAUGAAGAGGGAAACAUUUAAAGUCUUGACAGUUCACUAACAUUAGAAGCAAUAAUAAAUCUUUUAAAUAUCAAAUUGAUGACAGUGAGGGAAAUUGGAGAGAGGAUGAUAAGAUACAGAACAAGAAAAUUUCAGGAAAAUAUUGUUGAUCCUUUACAUAUCAAAUGUAAAAGCAGAAGGAUUUACAAGAGGGAAGCUGAUGUCAGAGAGCUAAUUACAACUUUCAGUUAUUGUGGAUUACUCAAAAAUAAAAUAAAAACUGAAGGAAGAAAAGGAAAAUAAAAGAAAAUUGAAAUAAAAUGAAUGGCCAGAGUUUGAUUUCACUGGAGAUCAAACUUCAUGCUACUAAUGUUAUUAGGGACUUGUCUUAUCUGUUAAGCACACGAAUGCAUCAAGUCCUGCUUUAUAAAAGGUACUAGGACGUGAUGCUAUGAACCAUUUACCAUUCUUUGUUGAUGCAGAACCAAACCACUAGGAAAUAAAAGUACAUGAAUCUUGACAGUAACCAGUAUUUCCAUAUCAAAUGCUCAAUCAUGAACAUAAUAGAUCUUAACAACUGUGCUGUUGUAGUGUGACUAUUAGGGAAAAUAUGGUAGAAUUUCUUGUAAUUGUACAUGACAUUCACUUAACUAAUUUCUCUUCUUAAGCAACAUUAUUGGGCCACCAUAGUAUUGCUGCCAGCUAUUAACAAACUCCCAUCUUCGCAUUUAAAGAUUGUUUUGUAAAUGAGUGUUACCCUUGGGCGCAGUAUGGAUAGGAUGGUACUAUAAUUCAGCUUGUAACUCAGUUCGCACUUAGAUUUCCUAAUGCCAGUUGCCCAUGUUACUACUUUUAUAAUGCUGGCAACAGCUUGGCUUUAUAUUCUUGUCAAACCAUACAACAUAACACAGAAGUCACCAAUAUAUCGUCUUUCUUACGUUCAUGACUAACUACAGUGCCAAAGAUAGCUGUCACCUGCUCACAAAGUGCAUGCAGUUGCUCCAUCAGUACGAGGACUUAUUCUAUCAUUAUUCAGGUCACUUAUGAUGGCAUGCACAUGACCUGUAAAAUCAUAAGCAGGGUAGUUUGCUGUAUUUAUUACAAGUUUCUUUGUAUUCUGGCUAAGGGCUGUAGCUGUAAGAUACUGGGCAUCCCUAAGUCCUGCUGUCAUUUCAUAAAAAUCAUAACUUGGAGACUAUUAGAGAUAGUGCAUAAUAUUUUGUUGUUAAAUGUUUAGCAGCUGUCAGAAGUGUGUGCUCCAUUUGUCAGUCACAGAUCGUCAAGGUGAUAUUGAAAUUCUACCUAUGCAUGGAUCAGUGGCUCUUAUUGCUUCAUUGACUCCUGCACGACGGGUAACAGUGUCAUUGACAGAUGUUGUGUACACAUGAGCCUUGAUGUAACCCCCACAAAAAGAAGUGCAGUGGCAUGACAUUGGGAGUGCAUGGGGGCCAUGCAAUGGGACCAUCAGAACCCAUCCACCUCUAAGGAAAUGUGCCAUUCAGUCCCAAAGGUCAAACUCUGAUAUGAGAGUGCACUAUCGUGCUGAAAGAUAAUGGAUGGCUGGGCCCCUUUAUGGUUUUCUCUGAGAAGAAAAGUGGGCCUGUCAACCUGCAUGCUUUAGGUCACACCAAAUAUUAAGCUUCAGGCUGUCACGGAUGGGUUCAUGUGUGCUGUGUGAGUUUUUGUGUCACAAAUCGUAAUUUUGUGGCAAUUCACAGUGAAAUGUGGAAUGUUAUGUUAUCUGAAAAUGGGCACUUUUUGAGGUAAUUAUUUUCAACAUAUAUGGAGAGCAACACGCAAGAUACAGAUGCAUACUGCAGAGAAUGAUCAUGUGGGUGCAGUGCUUGGACUAUUUGUAGUUUGUACGUAAAAAGGCAUAAGUGCUUAUGUAACAUUAUGGAUAGUUGGUCUUGCUUUCUACAAAUCACAUGAUGUGCGAUGAAUUAGCUACUGGAAGCUGUGUUGAAAUGCACCUUGUAGUUGAUCAUCAUGUGCGUGAGACACAGGAGGAUGUUCACUCUGACAAAGGUUUUUUGAUAGUUACUGUCUCUUUCAAAUUUUUGAACCACCUCUUUAUGGUUGCUUCUACUGGUGGUGCCAUCCCACACUGGCAUCAAUAACUUUGUUGUACCAUUGCCACAUAUUUGGAUGCUGUACCUUCUCCUGUUCAGUAGCCAUGUUGAUGAAAUCAGUCAGUUCUGCAACAAAGAACAAAGGAAAUAGGCUUUGAGAGCUACUAAAUGUUUCAAAACAAACCACAGUUUAGAAGUUUUUGAAAUGAUAGUGUGACUUACCACAUAGUCGAAUUAGUUCUGCUGCAUUGUGUGUGUGUGUGUGUGUGUGUGUGUGUGUGUGUGUGUGUGUGUGUGUGUGUGUGUGUUAUACUAUUUUACUUUUGUGCCUUUGUUUCCUUCAAAGGGGAAACAUAUUUCAUGUUGUUUGUUAGUAGGGCUUCUUCCCCAGGAGAUAAGACUGUGAAAUAUUAAAAAGGCAAAACAUAAACUUCUUUCAGAGUCCCUUAUUGCCUCACUUUUGACCGAAUGGGUUUGUGGUUGAAUAGUUAGAGAUUUCAUCUUCCUUUAAAUGUUUAUAAUCUUUAAAUUCAUAUUUCAUUUCUGCAACUGAAGGUGCCAAUUUUGAUGGUUCAUAUUUGAGAUUCUGAGAUUCACAAAUCAUAUUUCACUAUCGACUGCUGCUAUUAAAAGAGGAUGGUUAAGUAUUCAUGAGCUUGGAGCUUUUAAUUUGAGUAGCAUUGACUUAAAUAUGUAAACAAUUAUUGUCACUAAUAUUGUAGUAGACAUCAAUUUUGGUCUUAAUUUUGCACUCAAAAUUCGGCUACCUCAUGCAUUUGUAACUGUUUCUUUACUACAAAUUCUAAAUGUAUGUUUCACUACGUGUCAGAUAGAAAAUACUGUGAAAUUUCUCGUAGUGUUUCAGUGAUUCUCUCUCUUUUAGCUAAUCAGUCUUUUUUCCCCCCUGCAUGAUAUGCUAGUAUGUCAGCCUCAUUGAAUUUGAAGAAGUUGUUUAGAAUGAUCAUGUGUUUUAUCAAGCAGAGGAAUUUGUGACCAGUUUGUUUCAUACUUUUUUUCAGACUGAGUGUCAGUAUGCCAAAUUUAAUACAGCCUAUUUUAAUACCUUAUUCCAUGCCAGAGGAAUAGGAAACAUUGUAUAGUGUGCCUUCAAAACAAUGACUGACAUUUUGCAGACUGAUUUGUGUAAAAUAAUGCAAUUCUGUGGCCUUUGUAACUUUUAACAGAAACAAGCUGACAUUUAGUUAGGACUCUCUCUAUUUUUAUAUUCAGUGAAUGUAAGAACAUACACAUAUAUUUGUGUGUGUGUGUGUGUGUGUGUGUGUGUGUGUGUGUGUGUGUGUGUGUGUGCGUGUGCGUGUGCGUUUGUCACUACCAGUGUCUUUCUUACUCCACAUAAUUUUGAACGGUGCUUCUGUAAAACAUUUUUAAUUGAUUUUUUGUGCCAAAUAUUGUUUUGAUACAAUUUCUUUCAUGAAACAGUUUCAUUCUGAACUAAAAAUUAACUGAGUAUUUUGAAUUUAUGAUAUGAUAAGUGUCAGUGUGUUGGGGUUGAGGGACAGGUUUUGAUGUAUGUUGACAGCUUGUAGUUCUAGUAUUUCAGAUGAUAGCUACAGUUAUAUUUUGCUCUUCGUAUUACUUGUUAAACUGGUCUUCAGCACUUUUGUGAAAUAAUAUUGCAUUGUCUUCAUCAUCAUCAUAAUUAUCCUUGUUGCAGCAGCUACUACUACUACUACUACUACUACUACUACUAUUAGUACUACUAGUAGUAAUACUACUACUAAUAGUAGUAGUAGUAUUAGUAGUAGUAGUAGUAGUAUUCAGUUACUUGUCAUGGAAAUAAUAUGUAUUUUGCACUAUUUUUUUACACAGAUUAUUAAUUUACCGACAGCCCUAGUAUCACAGAAAGAGGUACUCAGUGGAAGUUUGUGUUUAUUCUGUUACGUUACCUUUUGUAGAAGAUUAGUAACAUCCAUGUUACUUUUCUUCUUCUUUGGCCAUUUAUAUGUAUGAUGUUACAUGAGGUCUGCAUGGAAAAGCAAAAUACUGCCUUCAUCUGCACUUCUUCUAUAAGUUCAUUUUCCACUUGUCUUUGAUCUGCAUUUGUUGAUUUUAAAAUUUUGUGCAAGACUUCAAGUUGUUCAGUAUACCGCAGUUCUAAUGGCAUCUUUGUGUGUCUCCUGGAUUAUUCUAGUCUGCUGAAAUCCAUUCAUUUAGAUUUCAUGCUUUGGUGUGAAUUAACAGCUGUAUAUAAACUAGUAACAAUCAUAUCAAAUGUAAACUCAUUUCUCUUUGUGGCUGAAAGUAGCAUGGAAACUUUUUUUGUUAAUUUGUGCUUGAGACAAGAUAAUUAGAAGAAAUUUCGUACUAAAUUUUGUUAAUUCUGCAGGUGCACUAUAUAAGUUACAUUAUGUAAAAUACUUUUAAACAGAAGAGAUUGUUGCAGUACUGAGCUGCUUCAAGAAAUUACAUUCUUUGAUCACAAAUAAUGUAAGUGAAUAAAAAUCAUAUGACAUAUUGAGACUGUCUUUUGACCAAAAAGUAAUUUUGCUUAUGGACAUUCAGACAUACCUGCCUACGUCUGCAUCUAUAGAUUCCCACAUCCAUGCAGACCUUUAACUAUUGUAAAUUACAUGGACAUUUCUCUCUAUUUUAAUUGGUUGCUUGUAUCCUACAUUACUUUCAUCAAUUACAUGAACGUGGCAAGAAUUUUUGUAUGAGCCAGUAAUGUUAAGCACUGUCACUCAUACCUGUAACAUAUAAGACAGAUUUGAUAGAUAGAUUUGAAAAUUAUAUUAAUGAAUUUGUGGACAUGAAUUUAUUUAAAGUUAAACUGAUUCUUCAAGUUUUUCUGUACUUGCUAUAGCAAUCUUCCCUGUUAUUCAAAAAUGUCCAGGUCAAUGGCAAUGUUGUAACUGUUUCAUUUCAUUAUUGCUUUACGAUUUCUUACUAAAAAGAUACUGUGACAGGGUGACUUAACUGCUACAGCUACAAACUAACAAGUGUUAAUCUGUAUUUGCUUCGCUUCUUUUGGUGAGGGGAGCGAGAGGGGGGAGGGGGAGUACACCUAAUGCUAAAAGCAAUUUUUUAAUUCUUCUUGCUCCGAACCUAUUUGUAUCAAAACUAAUGAGUAAUGUAUAACAUAAUGAAAUGCAAAUGUAAGAAACUUAGCUUCUUUGAUAUGUAGUUUAUUUGGGCAUAUAGUAGGAAUCAUUUUACAACUUCUCUUUUUGUUUUGAAAAAAAUUCCUACCACUCUCCUUUCCUAAUAAGAAAAUUUCUCCGCCUCUAGUCUUUACUUGACUGUUUCCUUAAGUGCGUAUUCUUGAAUAUCUUAAAUUGUCUCUCUGCAGAUGUUAUAAUUUUGUUCUACAGUGCAUAUUGGAUUCGCUAUUUUUCUAGCUGAAAACUUUUUUCCUUUCCCUACAUUUCAGAUAGCAAAACUUAAGAAUCUGUAAACAUUUCCUGUUUCAUAUUGUCAUAUAAGUAUCAUUCAUCACAAGUUUUUCUCCCCUUAAAGUGAAAGUAAACCAUAGAUUCAAAAUGCUAAUGUAAGUACUCAAAAUUAGGAACACGUAAUGUAAUAAAAUAAUGUUAAUCAGCUAUUCAUGAAAAUUGGAGGGCCUAAAACACAAGCGGCAGAAACUUAUAAACAUUGGAUCAUGUUUUUUGAACUAUUGAUUCCUUUAUUGGAAUAAAAAGGCCAGAUAGGAUAACAGAAAGACUUAAGGAGAAAGAGGUCAAAAUUGAAGUUGGUAGUCAGUUUUAAGGUGUUACUAAACUACAUGAAGUGGAACGCAAGUAUCAGUACUGUGACAUGACAUUUUCCAUGUCUCUUAUGUAUCAUUCUGACCUAAUUAUCUAAGUGACUUUUACCUCUCUCCAAUCUUGACAUAUUUUUUAUCUUAACAUUGUCAUCUCUUCUGUUUUGUCUUUUGUACUUAAUUAAGGAACCAUGAGAAAACUUAGGGUACGACAAAUUUUCCUUUACCAGUCCCAUUAGCCUUGCUACACUUAAUAGUGCUGACUAACUGGUAGCAAAAGUUCUUGUUCUGUUUGUAUCUAGUGGUUUGAAAUGAAGCUUCUUUAUCGUCCACAAAUGUUAAUGAGAAACUCAUAUGAAUUCACAACAGAAUGUGAAAUAAUCAUUACUUAGAUAUUUUAUUAAGUGUCACAGAUAUACUGAAACGUGAACAAAUCAAGUUAUACUGCAUUAUGGUCAGUUCACACACAACCGUGAUGUGACAGUACUGAGACCAAUCUGUGCUUUUUUCUACACAGUUAACAAUAUUCCAUUACCAUGCCAUGGUAACAGUGUUGUUGCAGUCACCUUUAUGUGAUGGUUGGAUUUCUUGUGGACAAUAUUUUUCUUUCAUGACAAUGCUACUUAUGAAGUGUUUGAGAUUUCAUUUUGUAGUAUGUUGUUUCAUUUAUCAUCAGAAAUGUGAAUGUUGAAAAUCGUAUUGGGCCAGUGUGUAGUAUCCCAGGCUGUACAGUUUGUCCGAUUCAAAAUAUAUGGGCAUGGACUUCUAUCUGAAGCAAACUUGAAGUGGAAAUGGAGACAAACUAUAUGAAUCAUGUUUGUUUUGUGUUACUACUUAUUACUUUAUUAAAAGUGACAUUUUAUGAAGCAAGGUUAUUAACAUUUUUAAUGUUUAUCCAUCUGUUUAACCCAUUAUAUUUUAAACUUAAAUUUCCUCAUAGCUAGGUAUUACCUUACCAGUGCAGAUACUUGGCAUCAUAACUGCAAUAUUCAAUGAAUAUUUCUCUUACACAAAAUGCAGGUGUAAUAGAUUCCUCCUUGAAAAUAUAAAUUUUAUAUUUAUGAACCCACUCCUAAAAUUCAUUUUUUGUCUAAAGGAAUUGUAUGUAUUUGUAUUGUAAUUCUUAAUAAAAUUUUUGAGUAAGUAAGUUGCUGAAUUUACCAAAAUUAUGUGAUCUGUAUGUUCUGGAAAAGCUGAACCCACCUAUUGUAAGGUCUAAAUUUUUGUUUUAAUAUCAAAAGUAUUUUUGAUGUCCUUCUGGCAUGACUAAAAUGUAGCUAAAGGAUCCUUAGCAUCAUCUAAAUUAUCCCUUGGAUAAAGUUGCACCAUGCAUCUUUUAAGAGGAAAAACCACCUCAGUUGCAAUAAUGUAUUGAAUAGAGCACCUAUGUCUUGCAGAAUAAUUUUUUUAUGGAACAUUCAGGUGUAAAAUGAAGAACAUUGCCUAAUUUUGCAUUGGACAGUCCCCCACCACACCCUGUGUCUUAAUAUGAGGUAAGCACUGAUGGAAUCGGAGAAGAUUGUGUCACUGUCUUAUCACAGUUGUGUGUGAACCAACCUUUGAUAUCAAUAUUGUGUACUGAUCUUUGAGCAACAUUCUUGUAUUUUUUCAAAGUAUAUUCUUCUUCAACUGUUUUAAUGGAGUAACAAAAUUUCUUGUGUUUUUCUGAGACACCAAGUAACAGUGUAGGAGGUGUCGUUUUACUUGAGAAAACAGAAAAUAUAAAUGUGGAUUUUAGUGGUAUAACAUGCUUUGGACAAGUCUUUCUGAGCCUCUUGUCAACAAUUACAAACAUCAGCACUUACUCAUCAAUAUUUCUGUGCAGUCUUAUAUACUUAUUUUUUAAUGUUUUCUUCAGAAACUUAACCCAGUGUAAAUGUCAGUACAAUGUAUUUUUCAAGUAUUGUUUCAAAGUACUGUAAUAAUUAUUAAUAGACAUUAUUAUAGAGAUAUUUGACACCCAGAAAAGAGAAAAUAUUAUUAAGCACAUGAAACCUUUCUUUAUAGUGGUAAUACUAGUGGUCAAGUGUUUGAAAGCAGUAGUCAUAAGAAGCUUUUGCGUAAACAGAGGACUUUAAAUGUACCGGUCAAGGGGAAUAAUUUUAAAUUAACAUGACUGUAUUCCAGAUUCAAGAAUUACAAAACAGAUUAAAAAAUACAAGAAUUUGUAAGUAUAUAAGUAGACCAAUGAAGAAGUGUGAAAACAGUUAUAAAAUUUCAAUGAAUACCUCCUCUAAAAAAACAAAGUACAGAGAAACCAUUCUUGUUACAAAUAGAUUUGUGUUAAUGAACAAGGAGAAAAUACUGAACAAAUUACAUCUUUCAGUAGUCUCAAAACUUCGCUUUUCUUCCCCCCCCCCCCCCCCCCCCCCCCCCAAAAAAAAAAAGUGGAGGGGGGGCAGUGUUACUGCUGUUUUCUGCAGCUGAGGCUUAGGAAAAGGGUGAGCCAUGGUUCAGGUUAUGAGGAAGGGAAAUAAUAGCCACUUAAGAACAUCAUGUACGGCAAAGAAGUAGUAGAAAUAAAUGUAAGGGAUAAGGUAUAUCCUCCAAAGCUCUCAUGUGCCAUUUUGUGACUUUCCUUUGUUCAUAGUUUCAAGUAACUUUGUUAUUUUGGAAUUGUGUAUCUUUCUCACUGCUCAGCUGCGUAUUUAUAAAAUUUCUGUAAGCAGUUCUUAUGUUCCUUCUGCAAUCCUGUUAGUUCUGUGGUAUUCUUUAGAAUUUUCUUUUUACCUAGUCCAGUAUGUUUAAUUUCCUUCCAGAAGUGGAUUACUAAGUUGAACAACUUGACAACACCUUUUUAAAGAUUCUUAACUGAAAUUUUGAGACACAUUAAUCCAUUUAUUCAGUCACAAGAUUAGCUUUAAUGUUAUUAUGAGCAAAUAUAUUUCCUGUCUUUUUUUUUACGUUGUGUAUGAAAGAUUUGGAAAGUAAGAUUAUUGUAUUGAAUGAUUUAAGCCAGGGGGUUUCAUGAAAAACUAUUCUGUCAAAGAUGCAAAGUUUUAUCUAUAUGAAAUCUGUAAUAUAUUAAAAAUAUAGAAUUUUGAGUUACAAGUUUUAUUCUACUUGCAAGGUCUGCUUCAGUUUAUUAAUUUUCAGACUGUUGUGUACCUGACUAACAGUGUGUGGGUAGUUUUACUAAUGAAUGUUGUGAGGAUCUGGUGUUGGCAUUUGAUUUCUUGCUCUUUCCGUAUUUUAAUAUGCUGGAAACAAAACAAAGAAUGAGCUAUUGUUGCAGCUACUUUACUAACUCACCUGAAUGAAGAAAUUUUCAUUAGAAAAUGACAUAUUUUAUUUAGACUGGAAGUGUUUUAAAAUGAAAACUGUAUGUGGUAUGGUGUAUAACUGGAUGCAUGCAAGUUAGCAGUUGAACACAGAAAAACAUGUACUGUGAAAAUAUUGAAAUUAUGUAUUUUAUUGAAAUUUGGUGCUCAAAGGACAAAUUUUGUACCUUUUAUAUACACUGAGAACUAAAUAAACAUAUCCUUAUAAGA